Molecule: messenger RNA, 3594 nt
Organism: Eremomyces bilateralis CBS 781.70
Lineage: Eukaryota; Fungi; Ascomycota; Dothideomycetes; Eremomycetales; Eremomycetaceae
Exons: 5
Coding region: 1-3594 (1197 amino acids)
Biological process (GO): regulatory ncRNA-mediated heterochromatin formation
Cellular component (GO): nuclear RNA-directed RNA polymerase complex
Molecular function (GO): helicase activity
Source: RefSeq, a predicted model, not a curated record
AUGCCUUGGAUAUCGGAAUCCGAGGUGCCAACCGCGAAUGAGUUCCUUGACGAGACCGACCCUCUAGACUACGACCCCGACAACUAUUCUGGCCCGAGGAAUCUAGUCGAUGGUCCCUGGAAAUCUAAGGAGAAGUACCUGGAAACGCACUAUAAGCUGCUACGCCGUGAUACGGUCAAGCCCCUCCGUGAUGCGGUUCAACAGCUCAGAUCAGAUCCCGGGGCAUGCGAAACCGAUUUGGGAUCUACCGCUGGAUUCUAUGACCGAGUUCAUGUAACCGCUGUGAUCCCUUCUACCAUGGGGGUGGCAGUUAAAGUUGUCUUUUCCAUUCAGCGCAUCGGAAAACGUGUCCAUUGGGAACAGUCCAGUCGAUUGAUUCAAGGUUCACUAGUGGUUCUCAGUCCUCGCGAUGACUGUUUCCGAACUACAUGUCUUGUCGCAACCAUAGCCGCCCGACCUUUGAGUGGAGUCCAACAAAAUCCCCCAGAGGUCGAUUUGUUCUUUGCCCGAUCGGAAGAUUUGAUACUAGAUCCGGAUAUCGAGUAUGUCAUGCUCGAGGAACGACAAAGCUAUUUUGAGGCAGCAAAACACACGCUAGUGGCACUGCAACGAAUGCAGCAUGAGAAGUUUCCUUUGGCCGAACAUCUCGUCGAUACUCAAUCACAUGUCGAAGCACCCGCAUAUCUGCAAGCGAAUCCUACCAUCGACCUUCGUGCAAUCAUGCCGAAAGAUGACCAAGGUCGAUUCGAAACCAGUCGACUGAAUAUCCUUACCGAGUGGCCGAGCGAAGAUAAAAGAACCGUCAUGGAUGUGUCUCAAUGGAGCGCUUUGAACCGGAUCAUGACGAAAAAGAUAGCGAUCGUCCAAGGCCCUCCGGGAACUGGCAAAACCUAUGUUUCGGUGCAAGCUAUCCGAACCCUGAUUGAUAAUAUGGCGGAUGAAGAUCCGCCGAUCGUCGUGACUUGUCAGACCAACCAUGCUCUGGAUCAACUUCUACGUCAUAUCGCAGAGUUUGAGCCAGGCUUCCUCCGCCUUGGUGGCCGUUCCAAAGACGUGGAUGUAGUCAAGAAGAGGACCUUGUACGAAGUUCGCUGCGGGUUGGAUAUGCCACGAUUUCUGUCGGGUUCUCUCAUCGCAGCAAGGAAAGAGCUUCAAGCAUUGGCCGGGGAUAUCGCGUUGAUACUCGAGCCGAUCAAGCUUGGGUCAAAAUGCAUGAUUGAUGCCGAGUUUUUGAGGAAGUUCGGAAUCAUUUCCGACGAGCAAGCACAGUCUCUGCUACGAGGUGGCACGGAAUGGGCGGCCGUGACAGAUACGACUGACAAAGGAGAGUCCGGACUCUUGGGGAGCUGGCUUGGAAGUCUCCUCACCUUCAAGCGAAAAUCUUUUGAGAGUGAUAAUUUCGGAUACGAAUUCGAAGAGGCGGAGCUUGAGUUCGAACAGCUCAGGGAAAUGGAGGCGGAAACAUUCGCAACCGAUGAAGAAGAAUUCGAGGUCCUCAAAGGAACCACGAUCAGCAUUCAUGACAACUUCACGGCAAAAGGGCGGGUUCAACUUUCGGAUGCGGAAUGCGAGAAGAGGCUUCGGAAUACGGACUUGUACAAAAUCGAUUUCAAGGAUCGACCGAGUGUAUUCGGCUAUCUUCAACGCCAGGUGACCAAGAAGGUUACCGAACUGUUCAAAAUCAAGGCGAAAAUCUACGACGAGGUCGCAACAAAACGACGGCUGGCAACGUUCGAGCGAGACGUUCCGAUCCUUGCCCAACAGAGGGUUAUCGGCAUGACCACCACCGGCUUCAGCAAGUAUCGCGCCAUGGUCGCAGUAAUCAAGCCGAAGAUCGUCCUGAUCGAGGAAGCCGCGGAGACUCUAGAGGCGCCAGUGAUUGCGGCAUGCAUUCCGUCUCUGGAUCAUUUGAUUCUGGUUGGAGACCACUUGCAACUCCGACCCCAUUGCAACAUCCGGUUCCACGAAGGAGACCCGGUCAACUUAAACUUGUCACUCUUCGAGCGGUUGGUCAACAAUGGCGUCGAGUAUAAUGCACUCCGGAGGCAGCGUCGCAUGAUUCCCGAGAUCCGUCGAAUCUUGCGACCCAUCUAUGGAGAUCUCAUCAAAGACCAUGACUCGGUCAAAGAUCCGGCCAACCGACCUCCCGUACCUGGCAUGGGCGGCUGCAAUUCGUUCUUCUUCAGCCACACCUAUCCCGAAUCACGAGACGACUACAUGUCUGCCAUGAACGAGCAAGAAGCCCAAAUGGUGGUCGGGUUCUAUGAGUAUCUAUGGAUGAACGGGAUUGACACCACCAAAAUGACCAUUCUGACCUUCUAUAACGGACAACGCAAGCGCCUUCUCCGGCUACUCCGUCAACGCAACAAUCUCCGGAACCUAAGGCACAACGUUGUAACCGUCGACUCAUACCAAGGCGAGGAAAAUGACAUUGUACUUCUGUCCCUGGUUCGAAGCAAUGACAACGGGACUAUUGGGUUUCUCAAGGUUGACAACCGCGUUUGUGUUGCCAUCUCCCGAGCUAAACGUGGCUUCUACAUGUUCGGAAACGCCGAGUUGCUUGCGAGGGAGAGCAACACCUGGGGUGAAAUUUGCGUCAUGAUGUACCGGCACAAAACGGCCCAAGGGGCCAUUCCGAAAUCGCGUGUCGGGUUCUGGCUUCCGAUUACUUGCAAGAAUCAUGACCGAAAAAUGUUCUUAGAGGAUCCCGAUGAUUGGGCCGACUUGACUGGAGGUUGUAGAGAGGAGUGCGACACGCCGCUUGACUGUGGACAUCCAUGCCAGCUUCGCUGCCAUCCCUUUGCGCACAACCAAAUCGUUUGCCGAUCGUCAUGCGAGCGAAGCCUUCCAUGUGGCCAUUCUUGUGGUCAAAUUUGCGGCGAGCCAUGUCGAUGUUUCAUGUGCCCCGAAUCAAACUCUGCUCUUAGCCAGACGGCUCGUCAAACUGAAGGAUCGCCGAGGGCGGUCGGUUUCCUUGCAGACGUAACCCAAGAAGAACAGGAAGUUCAUGUGGCCGGCUGGCGUGAGUUCGCCCAGAACGGAUUUGAAACGGAAAUCCAGGCCCUGCGGGGAGAGCUUCACCGCCCGAACUCGACGGUAGAAACCACCCAAAAUUUCGGAAGUAUCUUUCACCGAACCUCAUACCAGGCUCAGCCGUCCACGACUCCUGGACCUACGCCGGCGGAAGCAGCGGCACUCGCACGCGGGGCCCAUCAACGUUUUACACCAGCCCAGCGUAUGUAUGCGCCGUCACCUGCCAUCCAACCCGCAUCCAACAGCCCCGAUAGGAAUGGUGGAACAACGGCUACCAACCGGCAAACCCUACCGCCCCGCCUUUCUUCCGGGACACGCGCCAUCGCGCACAAGAAAAUCUCCAUAGAAAGCACAUACCGACUGAAGGCGGGCGUGCCAGCCGUGCCGGGGGGGGCUCCCACUCCUAAGCCGGCCAGGAACAUCGAUCCACCAUCGGUCGAGGAGGAUCACGACCUUCUCGUGGACUUCGGACAGGACAAUAUUGUUGUGCAGCCACUGUCCAAUGACACGGCUGACGCGUUCCCAGGGCCACCGGAUUCUAGAUUGAACUUGCUCGAUUAG